CAAUUCUUUUUUUCAAUACUUGAAAAAGAACAACCAAAAAUGAUUGAGUACCAGCAGAGACUUGUGUCAUUCAAGGAUGUGGUUGUGAACUUCACACAGGAAGAGUGGCACAGGCUGAGUCCCGCGCAGAGGGCCCUGUAUCGGGAUGUGAUGCUGGAGACCUACAGCAACCUCGUGGCAGUGGGUUAUGAAGGCACCAAACCGUAUGUGAUCCUCCGGCUGGAGCAGGAAGAGGCGCCAUGGAUUUGUGAGGCAGCGUGCUCCGGCUGCCACUGUCGUGAAAACAUUUGGCAAGUUAAUGUCCAGAGAAAAAGGCGGCCAGAAGUACUUCUGAGGCAAGGAGCAUUCAUCAGCAAGAAAACAGUGACCAAGGAAAGGAGCCAGGUAUAUAAUAAGUUUGGCAAAGUCUCACCUCUGAUGAGCCCUGAUCGUUUCCCUUCAAUUUCAAACCCCAGUCACCGGGACCCCUACGGCAAGACUGUGAACUCUCAUUUAGACCUAAUUGGUUUUAAGAGAAACUAUUCCAAAAAGCAGGAUGAGUGCUACAGAUAUGGGAAACUGUUGCAGCAUACAAACCAUGAUAGAAGAGCCACUGGGGAAAAGCUGUGGGAAUGCAGCCACUGCGAGAAAGCACUGAGCCCUACCCCGGCCUUGCUGUAUAAACCCGCGGUUGCCAGUUCUCUGGUGUACAAACGGAAGAGGGUGUCACCCACUGAGAAGCCCCACGUCUGCAGUGAGUGUGGGAAGGCCUUCUGCUACAAGUCGGAAUUCAUCAGGCAUCAGAGAAGCCACACGGGGGAGAAGCCCUACGGGUGCACGGACUGUGGGAAAGCUUUCUCACAUAAGUCGACCCUCAUCAAGCACCAGCGAAUUCACUCAGGGAUCAGACCCUUCGAGUGCUUUUUCUGUGGGAAGGCCUUCACCCAGAAGUCACACCGCCGCGAGCAUCAGAGAACACAUACCGGAGAGAGACCGUUUGUGUGCAGUGAGUGUGGGAAGUCAUUUGGCGAAAAGUCAUACCUCAAUGUACAUCGAAAAAUACAUACUGGGGAAAGGCCAUAUCGUUGCAGAGAAUGCGGAAAAGCCUUCAGCCAGAAGUCAUGCCUCAACAAACAUUGGCGGACACACACUGGAGAGAAACCCUACGGAUGCAAUGAAUGUGGCAAGGCUUUCUACCAGAAGCCAAACCUUAGUAGACACCAGAAAAUUCAUGCUCGGAAGAAUACCUUUAGGAAUGAAAACAUCAUGAUUGUGGGAAAGCCUUGAACAAGAUCAACAGUUUUCAUUGUUCCUGCUUAGGAGAACUGGCAUGGG
Sorex fumeus (smoky shrew) is the source of this 1314-nucleotide messenger RNA. Its product is annotated as zinc finger protein 793-like. Gene Ontology annotation, biological process: negative regulation of transcription by RNA polymerase II. Gene Ontology annotation, molecular function: DNA-binding transcription repressor activity, RNA polymerase II-specific. The transcript has 4 exons. Lineage: Eukaryota; Metazoa; Chordata; Mammalia; Eulipotyphla; Soricidae. Bases 40 to 1266 code for a protein of 408 amino acids. The record is from RefSeq and is a predicted model, not a curated record.